Chiloscyllium plagiosum (whitespotted bambooshark) is the source of this 1135-nucleotide messenger RNA. The record is from RefSeq and is a predicted model, not a curated record. Lineage: Eukaryota; Metazoa; Chordata; Chondrichthyes; Orectolobiformes; Hemiscylliidae.
AGAUCACCCUUGUUCACCUACUAAGAAAAAUGAUGGAUAGUCGAUUUAAUAGCCAUUUCUUUUACAGCUAUGGCUCAAAGUCUGAGACACAGUAUAGUACCCAGCAAAGCCAACCAAGUUACAGCCACUCGACUUCGUAUCAUCCACCUCAUGACAAUUAUGGCCAACAGAGCUCAGGAGAUGACUAUGAACAGGAUAGACCUGGCAGGAGUAAAUUCGGUGAUGACAACCGGAACUUUGGCAGACCGCAGGGUAAUGGAGGUAGAGGUCGUGGAGGAUAUGGUCAUGGUGGCUUUGACAGUGAUGGUAGAGGGGGACGUGGUAGAAUGGGUGGUGGCGAUCGUGGUGGCUUCAAUAAUUUUGGUGACUCGAGAGAUCGUGGGCAAGGACCUAAUCCUGCUUCUGACGACAAUUCUGAUAACAACACCAUUUUUGUCCAGGGUCUUGGAGAUGAUGUGACAACUGAACAAGUUGCCGAUUUCUUUAAACAGAUCGGCGUGAUUAAGAUUAAUAAGAAAACUGGAAAUGCUAUGAUCAACCUCUAUACUGACAAAGUUACAGGCAAACUAAAAGGUGAAGCAACGGUGUCUUUUGAUGACCCGCCAUCAGCAAAAGCUGCAAUUGAUUGGUUUGAUGGAAAGGAUUUCCAUGGAAACAUAAUAAAAGUUUCCUUCGCGACUAGACGAUCAGAGUUCGUACGAGGUGGUAGAGGUGGUCGUGGAGGUCAGAUGGGCCGAGGUCGUGGCUUUCAAGGUGGUGGUGGUCCAAGAGGUGAAGAUUGGACUUGCCCAAAUCUAUCAUGUGGUAAUGUCAACUUUGCUUGGAGAAAUGAAUGUAACCAGUGCAAAACUCCUAGAUCUGAUGGUGGUGGUGGUGGUGAACAUCAUGGAAGAGGUGGCUUCAGAGGUCGUGGUGGAUUCCGUGGAGGCAGAGGUGGAGAUCGUGGCUUUGGUUCUGGUAAAAUGGGAGGCGGAAGAAGUGAUCACAGAUCAGAUCGACGUGACAGGCCUUACUGAAAGCAUGCUGGGAACAAGAAUUUUUUUUUUUGCUUUAGUGGUGCUUUAACAUUGAUGCAAUGUAAUGUACUUUUUCACAGUGUAUUUGAAGACAAAGAUUAAAAUGAAUUUUUAAUAAA